Sodiomyces alkalinus F11 is the source of this 819-nucleotide messenger RNA. Its product is annotated as carbonic anhydrase. Gene Ontology annotation, molecular function: carbonate dehydratase activity; zinc ion binding. NCBI's taxonomy places the organism in Eukaryota, Fungi, Ascomycota, Sordariomycetes, Glomerellales, Plectosphaerellaceae. The record is from RefSeq and is a predicted model, not a curated record. The coding region runs from base 1 to 819 and encodes 272 amino acids. The transcript has 2 exons.
AUGUAUAAGUGCAUCCUCGCUCUAUCAGCCCUGGCCCCCUUGGCCGCGGCCAAUUGUGCCCACGGGACGAGUCUCUUCCCUCGCAGCCAGGCACUGAGUGUCGAUGUGGCCGUUUUCGGCUUCAACGGGCUUGAGGGUCCCCUCAACUGGCACGCCCUGCACGAGGACAACCUCGACUGCGCCGUUGGCGAAAACCAGAGCCCCAUCAACAUCGAGUCGGCAACUAUCGACAAGGCCUGCGGCAGCUCCCUGCACUUCCAACUCGACGACCACCCCAACGGCGCCGAGUUUUUCAACCUGGGCAGCACAGUCGAGGCCGAGGCCACCGGCACCAUCAACCUGAGGAACAAGACGUACAACCUGGUCCAGUUCCACUUCCACACCCCCAGCGAGCACCGCAUCGAUAGCGAGUACUAUCCCGAGGAGGUGCAUUUCGUCUUCCAGGCCUCUGACGGAGCCCUUGCCGUUGUCGGCGUCCUCAUCGAGAUCGGCACGGAUGAAGAAGCGUCGUCGCUGCUGAUCGACGUGUUCGAGAAUCUCGAAGAUAUCGCGAUCCCGGGCGACGAGACGCACACGGGUCCUCUUGACUUUGGCGAACUCGAGGCUCACAUCCAGUCGUCUGAGAUCUUCCAGUACAGCGGCUCUCUGACCACCCCGCCCUGCACCCAGGAUAUCGCAUGGAACGUUGUCAAGAACCCCAUUUACAUCGAUGUUGACACCUUCCGUCGCUCCAAGUCGGUCAUGAAGUUCAACUCGCGGUACACCCAGAACACGCCUGGCCAGAUCAACCUGCUCAGCAACGCCUGCAACGGCAUCUAG